Messenger RNA from Limulus polyphemus (Atlantic horseshoe crab), 2036 nucleotides. Its product is annotated as polyadenylate-binding protein, cytoplasmic and nuclear-like. The transcript has 8 exons. The annotation marks the transcript as partial. NCBI's taxonomy places the organism in Eukaryota, Metazoa, Arthropoda, Merostomata, Xiphosura, Limulidae. Gene Ontology annotation, molecular function: RNA binding. The record is from RefSeq and is a predicted model, not a curated record.
ACAACAGAAGAAGAUCUCCGAAGCUUGUUCUCAAAGUAUGGCAGUGUAAAAUUUACAAAGAUCAUUGUUGAUCGUAACGGAGUUUCCAAAGGGUAUGGUUUUGUAACAUUUGAAACUGAAGAAGAAGCUAAACAGGCACAAAAAGUGGCUGAGAACAUAGUAUUAAAGGAUAGAAAAUUAAACAUAGCACCAGCAGUGAAGAAACAGCCCUUCACCAGAGUUUAUGAUACUCCAGUGGUGUCUAACGGAUCAGUGAUCGUCUACCAUAAUGGAAUUCCAUAUGUCUAUCAAAAUCCUGGUUCUGUUGUCCUCAACCCAGAACCCACUUACCAUUUCCAGCAGCCUCAGGCUACCUACCCUAUGGUCUAUGCUCAACCAGUUUAUCUACCUCAGCAGUACCAGUUUCACCAUGUGACACCUGGUGUUCCCACGCACUGUGUCUACCCAUCAGCUGCUGCCCAUCCACCAGCUGGUACCUCGGCUUCCACUCCCGAGAUGUAUCAAAUUAUAACUGUCCCUGUUUCUUCCAAUCCUCUUCCAGGAACACCAGCUUAUACGACAAAUCAAGCGGCCACAACUGGUCCCAUUCAUGUGUUAGAACAUCCAGAGAACUCCCAUUCCGAUGGAGCAGCAGCGGAGCAGGAGAAUCGAGUGUCCUACUCUUCGAGGCCAAACUCUGCCGGUGAAGUAGUUUGUGGGAGCCCUUCCAACAUGGUUGCAUCUGUAAGAGUUACUAUGACUGGAAACCCAAUGAUGCAAGGUGCUGGUGAUGCCACAAGGGGAUACACCCUAACUGAAAAUUGUGGCCACCAGGCUCAGUUCAUGUCUAAGUCUGUCAGUGGUGUAACUGUCAUGGCUUAUCCUGCACCAGUUGUCCUCGCUCGUUCUACAUCGCUAUCUAAGAUCUCUGCCGAGAAAGGCUACGAGGGUGUCAAUAAUAAUUUGAGUGACUGUAAUAUUUCAAGUAAUAUGACUGCCGAAGCUCUAACUCCACCACCAACUCCCGUUACUCGUACAAGUCAGAAUGGAAGUAGAAUUAAUGCUCUUGUGAAGGAAAUGACCAACCAGUUGCAGACCUUUAACUUAUAAAAUGUAGACUUAAUAUCUUAUAAACUAUUUUUAAACCAUGAAUUUUUGUACAUUCUCUGUGCUUUAGUCAAAAGUAAAGGUGCCAAAAGUUAAGUAUUUUUUUACCUAGCUGGUGAAGAGUGUUUUUAGACACUGCAUCAAAUUUCUAAAGGAAUCUUUGCAGGAAAUUUAAUUAAGCUUAGUGUCUUGAAAUGGUUAGAAAUAAUAUACAAAACUGUAUAUAUAUAUAUAUUUAUUGAAAUGGCAUUAUUAGGUGCCAAAUUAAAGGGCCUUCUUUAUUGUUUGGUUGUAGAAGUUACUUUAAUAGCUAGAACUUAGUGGGCCUUGUAGGGUUCAUUUGGAAAAGUUUCUUCAAUUUCUACAAAUCAUUUGGCCUUAUUUACAGUAAAAGUUACUUGAAAAGCUACAAAAAUAAUGGGCCUUGUUUUAGGGCUCUUGUCUAAAAAUUACCUUAAUGCCUACAAAAGUAAUGGGGCAUGAUUAAGGCUUGUGUCUAAAAGUCGCCUUUACACCUAACAAAAAUAAUGGGCCUUGAUUAGGGCUUAUGUCUAAGUAUUGCUUUGAUGCCUUUAAAAAAUAAUAGGCCUUAUUUAGGCCACAUGUCUAAAAAUUGUGUUAAUGCCUAGAAAAGUAAUGGACCUCCUUUUAAGGCUCAUGUCUAAAAAUUACUUAAACAUCUUAAUAAAAAAUUGGCCUUAUUUUAGAGUUUGUGUCUGAAAGUUGUGUUAACAUCUACAAAAGAUAAUGGGUCUUGUUUAAGAUACAUGUCUAAAAAUUACAUUAAUGCCUACAAAAAUAAUGAGCUUCAUUAAGGUCACAUGACUAAAAGUUUAACUCCCACAGAAAUAAUUGGCCUUGUUUUAGAGUUUGUGUCUAAAAGUUGUGCUAACAUCUACAAAAAUAAUGAACUUCAUUAAGGACACAUGACUAAAAGUUUAACUCCCACA